AUGGAAAGCAACGCAUUUGGUAGCAGCCAUUUGCCGUCACAAGCUUUAGUCGUACUUUCGGAAGCUGCAUCCGGGUUGCAUGAGGCUUUGAGGGGCCAACGGCCUUUCCCACCGAGAUUACCAGACGCCAAAGAUUUGCACAAUAUGUCACUUGUCGGGAGCUACGGCACACACCUGCUGCACAGCUUCCAUCCCCACCUGCUACAGACGCUCAACCAUGGCAUGUUGGCUGCGAAUAGCGGCCCAGCGAGUUACUUUGCCAACGACCGCGGACUCGGCAAACCAUCGGUAUUAUCGAAUUUUCAACUGCCGUCGGCGUUUUCACCACCCAAAUAUAUUGGCAUAUCACUGGAUCAGAAUCUUUUCAACGGCAACGAUUCAUUUCGCACAGACUCGGCGAGUCCCACAUGCACUUCCCACGAAUCGAUGGAAGGAUCAAACGAUUACGACAACGGUGAAAAGGGUGAAAGUCCGCGCAGCAACAACUCCGAUCCGAGGGAUUUAAGGCAUGUACACAACAAUAAUGGCGGUGGCAGUAGCAGCAGUAGCAGUAGCGGUGGCACGGUGGGCAUCAAAGCGUCAUCAGCAGCUGCAACGGCAACAUCCAUGGCGGCCGCCGCCGCUGCCGUAGCCGCCUCAGUGGCGUCAACCACAUCCUCGCCCGCGUCAGUAAGUCAUCUCGGCCAUCACCAUCAUCACACACAUCAUCAUCACCAUCAUCCAAAUGGUGGUCUGUUGGCCGCGGCGAGUUUGGGCGGCAUGGGCGGUCUCGGCAUACCGGUAAGCUGUGCCGGUUUGCGUAGUGUGGCGAGUGGUCUCAGUGGCUUGACCACAGCUGGUGGAGUCAGUGUGGGCAUUGGCAGCGGUGGCAGUUCGAGUGGCAGCAAUAGUAGCGGCGGUCUAACGAGUGCGCUCAGUCUGCCGCCGGGGCAUGUGCCAGAUAUUUGCCCAAUCUGUGGUAUAAAAAUUUCGGCCGAAGAAUGGAAUUCACACUUUCUGACCGAACUAGACCGACUCUAUAAGUUGAGCUCGGGUAUGGAACGUACGAAUUUACAGGCAUCUUAUAUGUUUGCGCCGCCAUGUCCGGCGCAGGAGAACGCCAUACGCACCAGCCAUAAUCGUUGGGAGACUUUUCAGCGCAUACGCAAUAAUAGACAGAAUCGUCUCAGAAUAAAGGGACGAAAACGGAAAUAUGGCAACGAUUUAUACUUCAUGGAAAAUCUCUUCUGCAAUUCCUGCCCGAUAUGCAAACGAAAAUAUGCGAUUGAAGCCGGAAAGAUGCCACCCGAGGAAGAUACCAAAAUGCAGGAAGAAAUCGAAACGGUCGACGUUGAGAGUUGUAAUGACGAUGUGCCCGAUUCCGGCUCCGAAUUGACGACGCACUCUCAACUCAGCGUGAAUAGCAUGAGCCACGGACAUCAUAACAACCUUACGACAUUGAGCAGCAAUAUGCAUAGUAGCAAUAGCCAACCAGGAAAACUGGACGGCAUCUUAUAUAGAACGGCUUGUGUAAUAAAUAAGGACACGGGAAGUAGUGAGGAUGAUUUGAAUGCAACCAGCACCAGUGGAGGGGGUAAUAUAACGCAAACGUGGAAUCAGGCGCAACACCACUCAGCGCCCACGAUUACAGCGCAACAAGGACAUAUCAGUGUGAAAAAUGUCAGCGAACUGUCAUCGACAACCCAUCACUUCUACAACGCGGACUCGUGUGGCGCCGCUGAUGAGCGCUCCAGUGGCGGUGCUGCGACCGUCGUCAAUUGUAACGGCAAUGAUGUUGCUAUAGAAACAUGCAAUGCCAACGACAGCGACGAGGACGUCAUUGUCGAUGACGAUGAUUCUAUUAAAAUGACGAAUCUCUGCAGCAUCAAAAAACGAAAGUUCGAUGAAACGGUAGUUAGUAGCCGGACUUCGGAUAAUCACUCGCCCAUGGUCGAACAGGAGCGACCUCGUUCGGAGCCGCAAGUGACCAGCACUGAACCAAACAUUGACAUUGCUAAUAAUAAUAAUAAUAACAACAAUAAUUCCAAAUACAGCACCUUCGAGGACUUACGCGCUAAGCAGCAACAGCAACAACAAACAGAGGCAGAUAAUGCGCAAAGCAUGGGCGGUAUUAGUGGAGGUGGCCGCGGUGUUGGUAAUGGUGCUAGCGGUGGCAAUUGUGGCGCUCAUACAAAUUUAAUGGCAACGGCGCACACGCAAAUGGACUUAAAGGUGGGAUUUAGUUCGGAUAAUAAACCGGACGAUGAAAACAAAUGUUUCAUUUGUAAGACAGGUAUAAAGGAUUUUGCAACGGAGUCCUUCUUUCGCGGACGGAAUUUAUAUUUCCAUCAAAGUUGUGCCAAUGUGAUGAGUAGCUAUCGAUUGAGUAAAGACUUGCAGCAGCAACAGCAGAAUCUGAUACAACAACAACAGGAGGUGCGCAAAUCGCCAUCGCCACAACAAUUGGUGAAUCUUUAAGAAUUUAAUCAACAAUCACAAACACAUACAUAGUAUAAUAUACAUAUACCGUUACACAAAACACACACGAAACUCGCUCGUAUAUUUGAAAAAUGUUAUUUUAACUGGAAAGCAAAACUGGUUUGACGAAUAAUGAGGCGCAAAGAUGUUAAUGCACACACUAGGGAUGUUCUAAUAAUUUUAUGAUUUUUAAUUGGGAGUCAUACCAAAUUCUUAUGAUCAAAUCGGACAAACCCUUGUCCUUUUGUUUAAAAAAUAACGUAUAGUUCAAAACAAAUAUAUACAUACUAGAUAAAACAAUAUACCAUACUUAUUAGCAUUGACUAUAAAUCCUCUUUAACAAUUAGUUGUUUGGAUCCUAAGGAGCGGACGCAAACUCUUUGUGCUCAGUAUCCAAAAAGCAAUUCGAAAUUUCAGAGGAGCUGAAUUUAAAAGAUGGGAACAUUGGGCUGUAGCGUGGGAUUUCGCAUUAUUUGGCUAGUUACUGGUCAUACGAAGAUGUACAGAUUUCAAGUUUAGUCUGUUCAUCCGUCUGUGUGUAUAUAAGAGAAGUACUCCCUCAAUUUUGGAGAUACAGAUCUAAAAUUUUGUACACAUUCCUUUCUUCCCAAGAAGCUGCUUAUUUGCCAGAACCGAAUUUGAAUCACUACAGGACAUAGCUCAAAAAAGUCAGAAUUAAGUCCUUUUAUUGGCAACUUUUUUAUUUGAUAAGAUAUUUUCACGAAACUUUGCAUAGCUUAUAGUUCAAGGCAGAGCUACAGUAUCCGAAUAUAUUGUUCAGAUCUGACUACAACUGCGUAUAGGUACCAUACAAACUGUUUGAUCUAAAUCAAGAUAAAGAUAUUUUUAUACCCUCUUGUGCUAUAAGAAAUGCUCCUGCAAAAGGUAGAAAAAAUUCGGUACAGUAUAGCAGUACAGCUAAUAUUCUUUCUUGUUUCUCGAUAUCAAUUUUUAUACUCUCGCAACCUGUUGCUACAGAGUAUAAUAGUUUU
Molecule: messenger RNA, 3449 nt
Organism: Bactrocera oleae (olive fruit fly)
Lineage: Eukaryota; Metazoa; Arthropoda; Insecta; Diptera; Tephritidae
Gene: tey
Product: teyrha-meyrha
Biological process (GO): protein ubiquitination
Molecular function (GO): ubiquitin protein ligase activity
Source: RefSeq, a predicted model, not a curated record